CUCCGCCCCCGCUCCACGGGCCCUCUGCAGGUCACACAGGAACAUUAUGGCGCCUGGAGGAGAGUUAGCUUCGGGACCAGUCGUAGUAUAAAAUACCGGUUUUGUCCCGGGAGAAUGAACCUCUGCGCCCAGUACCUGCGCCAGGCUGAGGCCCUGAAGGCUGACAUGACAGACUCCAAGCUGGGGGCAGCAGAGGUGUGGACGUCCCGCCAGGCGCUGCAGGACCUCUACCAGAAGAUGCUGGUGACGGACCUGGAGUACGCUCUGGACAAGAAGGUGGAGCAGGACCUGUGGAACCACGCCUUUAAGAACCAGAUCACCACACUGCAGAGCCAGGCCAAGAACCGGGCCAACCCGAACCGCAGCGAGGUCCAGGCCAACCUGUCGCUGUUCCUGGAGGCCGCCAGCGGCUUCUACACCCAGCUGCUGCAGGAGCUCUGCACCGUCUUCAACGUGGACCUGCCGUGCCGGGUCCGAUCGUCUCAGCUCGGCAUCAUCAGCAACCGGCAGGGCGGCGGCGGCGCCAUCGUCACGCCGCAGCCCAGCUCCUGCUCCUACAUCUGCCAACACUGCCUGGUCCACCUGGGAGACAUCGCUCGAUACCGGAACCAGACCAGCCAGGCAGAGUCGUACUACCGACACGCGGCCCAGCUGGUUCCGUCCAACGGUCAGCCCUACAACCAGCUGGCCAUCCUGGCCUCCUCCAAAGGUGAUCACCUCACCACCAUCUUCUACUACUGCCGCAGCAUCGCUGUCAAGUUCCCCUUCCCCGCUGCCUCCACCAACCUGCAGAAGGCCCUGUCCAAGGCCCUGGAGAGCCGCGACGACGUGAAAACCAAGUGGAGCGUUUCUGAUUUCAUCAAAGCCUUCAUCCGGUUCCACGGACACGUCUACCUGAGCAAGAGCCUGGACAAGCUGGACGCUCUGCGGGAGAAACUGGAGGAGCAGUUCCAGAGGCUGAUCCUGCAGAAAGCCUUCAGCUCCCAGCAGCUGGUCCACAUCACCGUCAUCAACCUGUUUGAGCUGCAUCACCUCAGAGACCUGACGGCCGACGGCGGAGAGCCGAGCGGCGCCGAGCAGCAGGUCAGCUGGUUCCAGCUGCUCGGACUCUUCAUGUCCUUCCUGGGCGUGAUGUGUGGCCGGAUUCUGCUCAGUAAGACGCGGGGGGAGGACAUCAUGGGGGAGUGUCCUCUGCCGGCCAUCAAGCUGUCUCUGGAUUGGCUGAAGCUGAGGACCAGCAUCUUCCAGGAAGCUGCCGUGGAGAACAGGAAGUACGUCUGGCCGUGGCUGGUGUCCAUCCUCAACAGCUUCCAGCCCAGGGAGGAAGACCUCUCCUCUUCCUCAGCGCUGCCGCUGCCGGAGGAGUUUGAGCUGCAGGGCUUCCUGGCGCUGCGGCCGGCUCUGCGCUGCCUGGACUUCACCAAAGGCCACCAGGGCAUCCUGGUGGACCGGGACGGCCUGCCGGUCCACGCCCGCCACCAGCGGCUCGUCGCUCUGGGGAAGUGGGUCGCCGACAGCCAGCCGGGGCUGAUCCGGUGCCAGGUGAACGAGGACGGCCUGCUCCUCUUCCUCACCGACAUCCCGGAGGAGGCCAUCGAGGAGCCGCAGGAGAAGGAGGCCCCGGUGCUGCAGGAGUCGUCCAACGGCGAGCAGACGCAGAACGACGGCGGGAACUCGGGCCUGAAGUCGGUGCUGUCCGCCGGGAAGACCCAGAGCUCCUGGUCCGACGGCAACGAGCGGCCCGUCGUCACCUUCAAGGAGAACAUCAAGCCCAGGGAGCAGAGCCGGGAACCGGGCCGGAACCAGCCGCUGAAAGAGCUCAGCAAGGAGCGCCGCGACUUCCCCAAGGGCAACGGCACGGCCGCCGCCAAGAUGGAGCCGAAGAGGGACGGGAAGAGGAAGAGCGAGGUGAAGAAGGCCGCGCACGAGAAAGCAGCCGAUGUCGGGAAGCAGGUGAAGGCUCAGACGGAGCUGAGAAAGACUCCGGUGUCAGAGGUCAAGAAGACUCCGGUCACGCAGAGCCAGACGACCGGGUCGUCCCAGUUCAUCCCCAUCCAUCACCCCGGAGCCUUCCCACCGCUGCCCAGCAGGCCCAGUUUCCCGCCCUCGGCCUACGUGAUCCCGCCCCCGGUGGCGUUCCCAGGAAUCCAGGUGAAUCCGGGCUUCACCUUCCCUGCCGGCGUGUCCGUCCCCGCUUCCUUCCUGCAGUCGGCCGUCCACCAGCAGGCGGGCGGCCAGGCCGGGAAGCAGUCCCACAUUCCCUACAGCCAGCAGAGGCCGUCGGGGCCGGGGGCCUCGGGCCAGGGGCCGGGGCCCCUGAGCCAGGGCCCCUCGGCCCAGCAGCAGCAGCAGCCGUCCCCCCAGCAGGCCCUGCAGCAGUCGGUGCAGCUGCAGGUCCAGGCCCUCAGCCAGCAGCAGCAGUCCCCCACCAAGCCGGGGCAGCAGGGCGGGAUGGGCAAGAGCCCGCCGCACCACCCAGGGCUGCAGCAGUUCAUGCAGGUCCAGGACCAGCCGGCCGCCAUGUGGAGCCAGUCCCAGGCGGCGCUGCAGAAGCUUUCCCCCCUGCAGAUGUCCAUGAAGCAGCAGCAGCAGUUCUUCAUGGGGGCCCCGGACUCCCUGAAGCUGUACGAACAGCAGCUGCCGGGCCCCCAGCCUCACAUCUCCAACAUGGACAAGAAGAUGAAGUUCCCUGACGUGAAGAUGCAGGACUUCUACUGGGAGCCGUCGUACCGCAUGGACCGGAUGGGGGAGGGGCUGGCCCUGAUGGCGGAGCGCAUGAAGAGGGCCCCGCCUGCUGGGAUGUGUGUGGAGCCGGAGGGCCCCACGGGGCCCCGUGGUCCUGCAUUCGAGGACAAGAGCUCGCCCUUCCUCCCUCCUGACCUGUUAAAAACUCUAGCAGACCUGGAGGAGGACGAGGAGCUGAUCUUUGCUAAGCCUCCUGAUUUCUUCCAGGCCCUGGCCGGCCCUCUUAGCUCUGCUCCUGGACCAAAUAUCUUUCUGCCCAACCAGAGCAGGAUGGAGAGCAGCCAGGAGGCCGUCAGCCAGUCGUCCUCUCUGCUGCCCAUCGCCGGCUUCCCCAUGCAGGAUUUCGCCCAGAACAGCAUCUUCAGUCAGGCGUACGGUAAAAACCUGCCGCCCAGCUCCAAAGCCGACGCUCCCAUGAUGCAACAGGAGCCGUCCCUGUACUCCCUGUUCGAGGGAAACCCCUGGUCGCCCUCCCUGCCUGCCAGCUCAGACCACUCCACCCCGGCCAGCCAAUCCCCUCACUCCUCCAACCCCAGCAGCCUGCCCUCCUCCCCCCCGACCCACAACCACGGAGCCGCUUCCUUCUCCAACUUCGGGCCCAUCGGCACUCCGGACAGCCGGGACCGGCGGGUCGUGGACCGAUGGAAAGCCGAGAAACCGGGGACCGGCUUCGGCCUGGACUACCUCCCAGCUGCUGCCUCCGCCGCGCCGCCCGACUCCAGCUGGCACCAGGCCGGCUCGGCGGGGAGCUCCUGGACCAAUCAGGAGUCUCCCAUGGAGGAGUCGUCCUCCACCGUGCUGCUGGACAGCCUGAAGUCCAUCUGGUCCAGCUCCAUGAUGCAGCCCGGCCCGUCGGCGCUGGAGCAGCUCCUCCUGCAGCAGAAGCAGAAGCUGCAGCGAGGCCACGGCGCCAUGAACCCGCCGCACUGAAGGGCAGCGCGAGGCGGCGCUUUUGUCCGGACGAACCACCACCAGGAGGAACGGAGGAACCAAACACACAUAAAAAUUAAAGCGGCGAGGACCGGUGGAGGCUGGGGAGGCGACGCGACCCCCCGACGAGGCUCAAUCACCACCCCACCCCUCUCUCGGCUGUUCGAGGAGCGGUGGCGCCCGCAUCGGAGGGCGACCGCGGCGCCACGCUGCCGCCGGCCUCCUUCAACCGGCGGGAACCUGAACUUUGAGGAACCCUGCAGCAACACCUCGGACCCCCUGAUUCAGACAGACGCCUCCCCCCUCACCAGAAAUCUGGUUUCUUCUUGGGAAAAAGGUUGGAGCUCCUGGACGUCUCUUGGUCCUGAGGCAGACGGGGCGAGGGCGGGCUGGUUCUGGUUUAAGGGGAGGCCAGGUGGAGCGUCGGGCCGGACACACCAGACUGGACUUUCUGAUCUCUCCUUUCAUUUUCAUUGGAGGAGGAGGAGGAGGAGGAAGGCUCUUUAAAUACCUACUGAUUAUAUAUGGGGGUAGCUGCACUGUGGGGGCUGAACGAGGGUUCAGACACCUGGCGGCGGCGCAGUGGGCGGGGCUAAGGGCAGCCCAGUAGUGUUACUGUUAGCUUACAGAGAUUACAGAUAUUAACUGAAAAAGAAAAAA
This is a messenger RNA of Poecilia latipinna (sailfin molly), 4335 nucleotides long. RefSeq names its product SMG7 nonsense mediated mRNA decay factor (gene smg7). Bases 115 to 3675 code for a protein of 1186 amino acids. The record is from RefSeq and is a predicted model, not a curated record. Gene Ontology annotation, cellular component: telomerase holoenzyme complex. The transcript is spliced from 22 exons. Gene Ontology annotation, molecular function: protein binding; telomeric repeat DNA binding; telomerase RNA binding. Lineage: Eukaryota; Metazoa; Chordata; Actinopteri; Cyprinodontiformes; Poeciliidae. Gene Ontology annotation, biological process: nuclear-transcribed mRNA catabolic process, nonsense-mediated decay.